AGUAGGCUGGAAGGCUCUCUUCCCUCGCUCACUCCUCAGCGCAGGAGUGAUCCGAAGCCGAACAAACUCUGGCUGCUGCAGCUGCUGUUGGUUUUGUGUGGACUGGACGCAGCACUUGGGAGACGGAGAGGGUUAUUUCUCCAAUUUACAGUCAAUGGAAUUACAGCUCUAAGCAGCAGUGUAUAUAGGAUUGCUUUUUCUCGUCUUCUUGGAGAUGCUCAGUCCUCCUCUAUUUUAAAGAAGAGAAAUACAAAGGAAAUUUAGUGUGCUUCCUUUUCCUUCCAUGAAGAACAUUCAAAUUAUUUCCUUUACCUCUUCAAAGAGAAUACCUGUACUUCUAUAACGUGACUGGACCAGAAAUUCUGAGAAAUCAGCAAGAAGCAAAAGCUGGAAAUCACUCUUUCACAGCAGGUGAAAAGAAGCUACCUUGUGUGAGGACCUCAACACUGCUGACCAUGACCAGCCCAGCCUGGAGCCUCUUCCUCAUCGGGACUAGAAUUGGGCUGUUUUUACAAGUUGUACCUCUCUCCGUUAUGGCUAAAUCCUGCCCAUCCGUGUGUCGCUGUGAUGCGGGUUUCAUUUACUGUAAUGAUCGCUUUCUGACAUCCAUUCCAGCAGGAAUACCUGAGGAUGCUACAACUCUCUACCUUCAGAACAACCAAAUAAAUAAUGCUGGGAUUCCUUCAGAUUUAAAAAACUUGCUGAAAGUAGAAAGAAUAUACCUGUACCACAACAGUCUCGAUGAAUUUCCUACCAAUCUUCCAAAGUAUGUAAAAGAGUUGCACUUGCAAGAAAAUAACAUAAGAACUAUCACUUAUGAUUCGCUUUCCAAAAUUCCUUAUCUGGAAGAAUUACACUUAGAUGAUAACUCUGUCUCUGCCGUUAGCAUCGAAGAGGGAGCAUUUCGCGACAGCAACUAUCUCCGACUUCUUUUCCUGUCCCGGAACCACCUGAGCACAAUCCCCUGGGGGCUGCCCAGGACUAUCGAGGAGCUGCGCUUGGAUGAUAAUCGCAUAUCUACUAUUUCAUCACCGUCUCUUCAAGGUCUGACUAGCCUGAAACGCCUGGUUUUGGAUGGAAAUUUGUUGAACAAUCAUGGGUUAGGGGACAAAGUUUUCUUCAACCUAGUGAACUUAACUGAGCUGUCCUUGGUACGGAAUUCCUUGACGGCUGCACCAGUAAACCUUCCAGGCACAAACCUAAGGAAACUUUACCUUCAAGAUAACCAUAUCAACCGGGUGCCCCCGAAUGCCUUUUCUUAUUUAAGGCAGCUGUACCGACUCGAUAUGUCCAAUAAUAACCUAAGUAAUUUACCUCAGGGCAUCUUUGACGAUCUGGACAACAUAACCCAACUGAUUCUUCGCAACAAUCCCUGGUACUGCGGGUGUAAGAUGAAGUGGGUGCGGGACUGGCUACAGUCCCUGCCGGUGAGAGUUAACGUGCGUGGGCUCAUGUGCCAAGCCCCAGAGAAAGUUCGGGGAAUGGCUAUCAAGGACCUCAACGCAGAACUGUUUGAUUGUAAAGACAGUGCGCUUGUAAGCACCAUUCAGAUAACCACUGCGGCACCCAACACCGUGUAUCCUGCUCAAGGGCAGUGGUCAGCUCCUGUGACCAAACAACCAGAGAUUAAGAACCCCAAGGCCGCUAAGGAUCAGCGAACUACGGGGAGUCCCUCGAGAAAAACAAUUACAAUUACUGUGAAGUCCGUCACCUCUGACACAAUUCAUAUCUCCUGGAAACUGGCUCUACCUAUGACUGCUUUAAGACUCAGCUGGCUUAAGCUGGGCCAUAGCCCAGCCUUUGGAUCUAUAACAGAAACCAUCGUGACUGGGGAACGCAGUGAAUACUUGGUCACAGCCCUGGAGCCCGAUUCGCCCUACAGAGUAUGCAUGGUUCCCAUGGAAACCAGUAACCUUUACCUAUUUGAUGAAACUCCUGUUUGUAUUGAGACCGAAACUGCGCCUCUUCGAAUGUACAACCCUACAACCACCCUCAACCGAGAGCAAGAGAAAGAACCUUACAAAAAUCCAAAUUUACCUUUGGCUGCCAUCAUCGGCGGGGCUGUGGCCCUGGUGACCAUUGCCCUUCUGGCUUUAGUGUGUUGGUAUGUUCAUAGGAAUGGGUCUCUCUUUUCAAGGAACUGUGCAUACAGCAAAGGGAGGAGAAGAAAGGAUGACUAUGCAGAGGCUGGCACUAAGAAGGACAAUUCUAUCCUGGAAAUCAGGGAAACGUCUUUUCAGAUGUUACCAAUAAGCAAUGAACCCAUCUCCAAGGAGGAGUAUGUAAUACAUACCAUAUAUCCUCCUAAUGGAAUGAGUCUGUACAAAAACAAUCACAGUGAAAGCAGUAGUAACCGAAGCUACAGAGACAGUGGCAUUCCAGACUCAGACCACUCACACUCAUGAUGCUGAAAGACCCUCAAGCAGACUAUGUUUCAGGUUUUUUAAACCUAAGGGAGGUGAUGGUAGGAAUCCUGUUCUACUGCAAAACACUGGAAAAAGAGACUGGAAAAAAAAAAGCAAUGUACUGUACAUUUGCCAUAUAAUUUAUAUUUAAGAACUUUUUAUUAAAAGUUUCAAAUUUCAGGUUACUGCUGCGAUUGAUGUAGUGGAGAUGCCUGAACACAAUUCUAUAUUUUAGUAUUUUUUAGUAAUUUGUACUGUAUUUUCCUUGCAAAUAUUGAAGUUAUAAACCAUUUACUUUGUGUUCUACUGAGUAAGAUGACUUGUUGACUGUGAAAGUGAAUUUUCUUGCUGUGUUGAACAAUCAGGACUGCGUUCACAUGAGAUCCUUGUAGUAUAAGCACAGGCCAUUUUUCACUUUGGUAUUGAUAAAAUGUAAAAAAACAAACUGGCUGAAUGAGAAAAAGAUAAAUUUUAAAACUAGCUAUGAAAUAAUGUUCUAAUUAUUAAAUUUGUAUUAUCCCAGUGGUAUUCAAUAAAUCAAAAUAUGUGAAGUAAUGGGCAAUAUCUAACUUGCUGCAUAUUUCCAUUUUUUGCUCUAGGCAAAUUAAAUAUCCUUAAGAAAGUUAAGCAAAUCUUCUGAACUGAACGCAUCAGCUGGCAUAAAGGACCGUGAAGUCUUGUUAAAAUCAUUAUCAAUAAAGCUUUAAGAAUAAAUGACUUCACAAAAACAACAAUAUAAAUAUGCUUCUGAGUUAGGGGAGGAAUAUGUACUUAGGAAAAAACAUGAAAACUUAGACUUGUACAUGUAAUAAACACAAGUACUAAAAUGCAUUUUGGUUUCAUCUAUACCAUCUUGAUUUUUACAAAGUGAAUUGUAAACACAAAACUGUUAGUGUUUAUGAUGUUUUUAUUAUAAGAUAUCACAGAGCAAGCUUAUGCAUUAUUAAAAAGAUAGCAUAACCAUAAGCAAUUCCCCUCGACAAUCCAGAAAAAGUAGUGCUCUGAAGUGAGAACUCAAAAGAAAAAUAAAUACUAGAAAUCAAAUUUAGAUCAGUUUUAUGUGAGACAUUUUUAACACUGUACAUAAAAUGUCCAAGUUACUUUCACAAUGAUCAAGAAUACUGCCCAUUACUGUCACAGUUUUCCAAAUAUUACAUAAUGAACUUGUAACAUUUCCUUAUUGCUUCCUACUGAAUUGUAAGCUACAAUUGUUUAAAAACCAUAUCACUUUUUGUUGUCAUUUUUUUUCCAACAAAAAACCAAAGUGCAUUGUACGCCCUUUGGCCAGUCUUGUAUGUGCCUUGAUCCAAUGCUACAUGUAUUCAGCUUUCAAAACUCGACAAAUUUUUCAUACUUCCUUAAAUAUGAAAAAUUAUGGUCUUAUUGCUGAAUAAAACUUAA
Molecule: messenger RNA, 3806 nt
Organism: Dipodomys ordii (Ord's kangaroo rat)
Lineage: Eukaryota; Metazoa; Chordata; Mammalia; Rodentia; Heteromyidae
Gene: Flrt3
Product: fibronectin leucine rich transmembrane protein 3
Exons: 3
Coding region: 456-2405 (649 amino acids)
Molecular function (GO): protein binding
Source: RefSeq, a predicted model, not a curated record